AUGGAAAAGGCCAACAUCUUUGGCAUCACCCCGCUUUGCGUCGCAGCUCAGGAAGGGCAAUGCCAAGUUGCACGUCUUCUGUUAGAGGUCAGAGCUGACAAGGAUAACAAGAUCGACAUCAACAAUCGUACCACCCCUUUGUUCAUCGCAGCUCAGAAUGGACAGUUGGAGGUUGCACGCCUGUUGCUGGAGGCCAGGGCUGACAAGGACAAGGCCAACAUCAACGGCACCACCCCUUUGUUUAUAGCUGCAAAAAAAGGGUGGUUGGAAGUUGUCCGCUUUUUGUUGGAGGCCAGGGCUGACAAGAACAAGGCCAAUGCUAACGACACCACCCCGUUAUCCAUUGCAGCCGAAAAUGGGCAGCUGCCAGUGGUGCGUCUCUUGCUGGAAUCCAAAGCUGACAAGAACAAAGCCAACAUCACUGGCGCAACCCCUGUGUCAAUCGCAGCUCAAGAAAGGCAGUUGCACGUCAUGCAGUUCUUUCUGGAGGAGAUGGGCAUGGAAAUUCCACAAGAUCGCUUGGAGCUUGUCCGCCUGUUGUGGGCAGUCCGGGAGCUUGCGGCGCGUGGAACGGGCCGAGCCUGA
Molecule: messenger RNA, 585 nt
Organism: Symbiodinium sp. CCMP2592
Lineage: Eukaryota; Dinophyceae; Suessiales; Symbiodiniaceae
Source: the annotation of a GenBank genome assembly